Molecule: messenger RNA, 1913 nt
Organism: Nylanderia fulva
Lineage: Eukaryota; Metazoa; Arthropoda; Insecta; Hymenoptera; Formicidae
Gene: AGLU2
Product: alpha glucosidase 2
Biological process (GO): carbohydrate metabolic process
Source: RefSeq, a predicted model, not a curated record
UCCGAUUCACUCGAUAAAGCACCUUCUUUCUACCAACAUCGUCCGCUUCACAUAUAUACUACGACGUCGAGAAACGCGCUACGUAAUCGUGAAGAUGCUCGUGUCGCGGCACCACAUCAUCCUCUCGUGUCUGCUGUUGACGACCACCCUCAUCUCGGGGGAGAUCCUGAACCGAGGAUGGUGGAACCACACGGUUUUCUAUCAGAUUUAUCCUCGUAGUUUUAUGGACUCUGACAAUGACGGUGUUGGUGAUCUCAAAGGUGUAACGAGUAAACUCGAACAUUUUGUGACAUCUGGAGUAGGAGCGAUAUGGCUGUCACCUAUCAAUCGAAGUCCAAUGGUCGAUUUUGGGUACGAUAUUUCGGAUUUCAAAGAUAUCGACAAAAUAUUCGGCACAAUGUCGGAUUUUCAAAAUCUUUUAACACGCGCUAAAGAACUUGGAUUGAAGGUUAUACUCGAUCUCGUGCCUAAUCAUACUUCCGACGAGCAUUAUUGGUUUCGAGAGAGCAUAAAUCGUACAGGCAAAUAUGAACACUAUUAUAUAUGGGCAGAUGGAGAAGAUAAUAAUACAUCGCCACCCAAUAACUGGAUAAGUUUGUUCGGUGGCCGGGCUUGGUCUUACAAUUUAACCCGCAACCAAUGGUACCUUCAUCAAUUUCACAAAAGGCAGCCAGAUUUGAAUUAUACUAAUCCCGAUGUACAAGAGGAAAUGAAGGAAGUUAUCUUGUUUUGGUUGAGGAAAGGCGUGGACGGAUUUCGCGUGGACGCGGUACCGUAUCUUUUUGAAGCAAAUUACACUUUAGACGAACCUAAAAGCGGUAAAGAAGGCGUGACGAAAGAUGAUCACGACUAUCUAAAUCACGUAUUGACCAAGGAUCUGCCAGAGACGUACGAAUUGGUGCAAAGCUGGAGGAGGAUUUUAGACGAAUAUGCUGAUCAAUAUAAUACAAGCGAAAAGGUGAUGAUGACUGAAGCAUACACCACAUUAGAAAACACUAUUAAAUAUUACAAUUACGGUUCCCAUAUUCCUUUCAACUUUAAUUUUAUCACGAAGGCGAAUAACGCUUCGAAUGCUACUAUGUUUAAAAAUAUAAUAGAUGAUUGGAUGAAGGGAAUUCCCAACGGUGGCGUCGCUAACUGGGUGAUGGGAAAUCACGAUAAUAAUCGUAUCGCUUCGCGUUUCCCCGGGAGAACCGAUCAGAUGACAAUGUUAGCCAUGAUAUUGCCAGGUGUAGCAGUCACCUACUAUGGCGAAGAAAUAGGGAUGGUUGAUAAAAUGGACAUAAGUUGGAACGAUACACAGGAUCCUCAAGCUUGUAACGCGGGCGAAGAAAAGUACCAAAGUCGUUCUCGCGAUCCCGCUCGCACACCAUUCCAAUGGAGUUUUGACGUUAACGCAGGUUUCAGUAAAGCUAAGAAGACAUGGUUACCGGUUCACGAAAAUUAUAUUGACGUAAAUUUGGUAGUAGAAAAGUUUGUGAACGAAUCUCACUAUCGUGUCUAUCGCGCUUUGACAGAGCUACGUAAUACAUCGGACGCGCUCAAAUUUGGAUCAUUGACCACCGACGUUAUAAACAACACCGUAUUAUGCGUCCUACGAAAAACGAGUAAAGAAGAAGUGAUAUUACUGAUAAAUUUUUCAGACACAGAUAUACAAAAAGUUGAUUUAACUAAAAAUUUAACGCAAUUCGAGAACGGCAUGGUUAAAAUAACGAGCGUGGGCGCCCAAGUAAAACAAAACAAAACAUUUGCGCUGAAUAAUGUCAUCGUCCCAGCAAACGUUUCGAUGGUUCUAAUUUCUAAUGCUGCAAUGGAAUAUGUUGCUUCCCUUCAAAUAAUUCUACUAUCAUUAUCUCUUUUAUUAACAUUGUAUAAAUAAAAAAUAUAAAAAUUGUUAAAAUAAUUAAAAUUAA